Molecule: messenger RNA, 1887 nt
Organism: Candidozyma haemuli
Lineage: Eukaryota; Fungi; Ascomycota; Pichiomycetes; Serinales; Metschnikowiaceae
Exons: 2
Coding region: 1-1887 (628 amino acids)
Biological process (GO): translational initiation
Cellular component (GO): cytosolic small ribosomal subunit
Molecular function (GO): protein binding; mRNA binding; translation initiation factor activity
Source: RefSeq, a predicted model, not a curated record
AUGACCAUCCAGUACUUCUACCUUUCUUCUACAGCUAUAAAUCGUCCUAUUCGUUCAUCUUCCUCAUACCUGGACUAUGCUGACUCCCCGAAAUCGGUGGACUUGAUAGAAAACUACACUGAGGUGAAAGGCUUCCCCAAGCCUACUGCUGAGGUCAGAUGUGCCCUCUACAGCACCAAUGGUGAAGUUUUCGCUUAUACCCAACCUUCCAAGAUUGUCCUUGUGACCACUAAGGACGGGUCGCCCAGCACAGAGGUUUUGGCAGAGGUGGAUGUGAAGGAAGCCUACGACUUGCAUUUUUCUCCCAACGGUAGGUUCUUGGCCAUAUGGACAAGACCUGUCUUGUUGGACCGUGAAAGCGGUGUGUGGUCAGACAAUAUUCAUGUGUUUGAUGCUCAGGCUAACAAGGUUGUCACUUCAUGGAGUAACAAGCACCAGGGUGGAUGGAAGCCUCAGUUCACCCAGGAUAGCAAGAUCAUGGCGAAGAACUUCCACAAUAAGGAGAUCCACUUCUUUGAAGUGAGCGAUGAGUUCGACAUCAAGAAGCCUUCUUACAAGUUCAAGCUUCAGGACACCUCUGCCACAUUCCAAAACUUCCAGAUCAGCCCAGGCAAGAACCCAGCUGUGGCUAUUUUCAUCCCAGAGAAGGGUGGCAAGCCUGCCCAGGUUCUCAUCUAUAAUGUGCCAAGUUUCAACCAGCCUAUUUGUUCCAAGACGUUUUUCAAGGCUGAAAAGUGUCAGUUGCAGUGGAACGCUUUGGGUACCGCAUUGCUCGCGUUGGCAUCGACCGACCAUGAUACCAGCAAUAAGUCCUACUAUGGUGAGACGAACUUGUAUUUAUUGGGAAUUGCUGGCUCAUACGAACGCAUUGACUUGAAGAGAGAGGGACCUAUUCAUGACAUUACGUGGUCGCCUUCUGCCAGAGAGUUUGCCGUGAGUUACGGUUACAUGCCUUCUGAAACGACUUUCUUCGAUGCCAGAGGUAACGCCAUCCACUCAUUGCCAACUGCUCCAAGAAACACCAUAAUAUAUUCACCUCACGGCCGCUUUGUGCUUGUGGCUGGUUUCGGUAACUUGCAGGGUACUGUUGACGUUUACGACCGUCAGAACAAGUUCAGCAAAGUUUGCACGUUUGAGGCCUCCAACACGUCUGUUUGCGAGUGGUCGCCAUGUGGUCGUUUCAUUUUGACUGCCACGACCUCUCCUAGAUUGCGUGUGGAUAACGGUUUGAAGGUGUGGCACGCAAGUGGCCAGUUGAUCUACUUCAAGGAAUACCCUGAGUUGUUCUCCAUUACAUGGAAGCCUCAGCCUAUUGAGAAGUUCCCUGGCUUGAGACAGCUAGAACCAGCACCAGAGCCUCAACAGUCCGCUAAAGACUACCUUGAAAAGCGUGCUGCUUCUCGUGGCUCUGCUACUACGAAACCUGCUGGUGCUUAUAGACCUCCUCAUGCUAGAAACUCUGGUGCUUCCACUACAUCUACCUCCUUGUACCAGAAGGAGAUGCAGAGCAACUUUGGUGCUAGUGGUAACGGUGCCAGAAAGGCCGUCCCAGGUAUGGCUGUUCCAGGUGCUGCACCAGCCCAGCAGAAGGAAAGCAAGACAGCUGCGAAGAACAGAAAGAAGAGAGAGGCUAAGAAGGCAGAAGAGGGAUCCAGUCCGGCUCCUGAAGCCGCAUCAUCGUCUCCAGCCCCAGAGGCCGGUGUUGUCGGUGGUGUGGUGUCGUUGGAAGAGAAGAAGAUCAGACUGUUGUUGAAGAAGCUCAGAGCCAUAGAGACGUUGAAGAUGAAGCAAGCGCUGGGCGAGCAGUUGGAGGACACCCAGGUGAGCAAGAUCAACAAGGAGGGAGACAUCCGCAAGGAGUUGGGCGACUUGGGAUGGACGGAGUAG